AUGGAUUCCUAUUCAUAUGCUAUUUCCUCCUCUUCUUCUAAUUCUACUUCCUCUAGUUCUAUUCCAUAUUCACAAGAAGUAAAGAAAAACAAACCAUUAUCUUCAUAUCAUUCCUCACUUCAUGGAGUUCGUAGGCUCCCAUCAAAACCAAUGACUAAACAACCAAUUGCCCCAUUGCCACCAACACGUCCUAAAAUCUACAAAGUGGAACCUGCUAAUUUCAAGGAAGUCGUCCAAAUGCUCACUGUUGCUCCUGAGUUUCAAUCCAACUCCAUUAAUUCUAGUUGUGGUUCUGACCCUGGCUCUGGCUCCGGCUCUAGUUCUAGUAAUUCCAGUUCGAGACGUUUACAAGAUGUGGCUCCUCCACCACUUGAUCUCUCACCAGUUUCAUUGACAAGAAAUGGCAAUAAUAUUGCUGCACAAUGGCGCGAGUUCCUACGUCCUUCUUCCUCAAACAACCAAGUUGAAUCAAUUAAUGCGACUAACAAUGACUCGACAAAUGAAGCACAAGAAAGAUCACAUGCAACGCCACGAAAUCUAUCAGAAAAUUAUUUUGGAUCGUGCAGUCCGCUAGCUAAUUUUCCUCUAUCGCCUGCUUCUUUUGCAUGGUGUUCUUCUAUUCUUCUAAGCCCUGGAACCCUUCCUUCACCAAAUGCGUGCAGCAGCUUUAACAGCUGUAAAGAGUUGACUUGUACUAUGACCGGAGGAACUGAUAUCCAUAUGUUCCCUCUGUCAUUCCCUUAA
Nicotiana tabacum (common tobacco) is the source of this 744-nucleotide messenger RNA. RefSeq lists its product as uncharacterized. The record is from RefSeq and is a predicted model, not a curated record. Lineage: Eukaryota; Viridiplantae; Streptophyta; Magnoliopsida; Solanales; Solanaceae.